Messenger RNA from Cadophora gregata, 993 nucleotides. RefSeq lists its product as uncharacterized. Gene Ontology annotation, molecular function: triacylglycerol lipase activity; acylglycerone-phosphate reductase (NADP+) activity. The coding region runs from base 1 to 993 and encodes 330 amino acids. The transcript has 3 exons. NCBI's taxonomy places the organism in Eukaryota, Fungi, Ascomycota, Leotiomycetes, Helotiales, Ploettnerulaceae. Gene Ontology annotation, biological process: triglyceride catabolic process; phosphatidic acid biosynthetic process. The record is from RefSeq and is a predicted model, not a curated record. Gene Ontology annotation, cellular component: lipid droplet; endoplasmic reticulum.
AUGGACGCAGCACUGGUGACUGGUUGUAGUGAGGGUGGACUAGGAGAGGGUAUCGUGAGGGCCUUUUUGGCUGAAGGACUCCACGUCUUCGCCACCGCCCGCUCCAUCUCCUCCAUGGCCUACCUCCAACACAUCCCCAACAUCACUCUCCUCGCCCUCGACGUCACCUCCUCCGAAUCCAUCGCCUCAGUCCUCUCAUCCGUCAAAUCCCACCUCCAUCUCUCCCCAAAUACCAAUAACGGAACCCACCCAAAGCAAGACCAGUCCAGCCCCCGCCGCCUCAAAUACCUCAUCAACAACGCCGGCAUCGGGCUCAUCCGACCCCUCCUCAACGGCACCGGAAUCAGCGAUGCCGAACGCCUAAUCUACGAGACCAACGUCUGGGGUCCAUUGGCACUCAUCAGGGCUCUGACGCCGUUGAUGAUCGCUGGGAAUACGGUUUCUGGCGGUGGCAGUGGGGAGUGUAUGGUAGUCAACAUCACCAGCGGCGCGGCGCUCGUCCCGCUGGCUUGGCAUGGGGUGUACUCCUCGUCGAAGGCGGCGAUGGCGUCGUUAUCUGAGGCGAUGGGGUUGGAGAUGGAGCCGUUGGGUGUGCGGAUCGGGACUGUGAUUCUGGGGAUUGUGAAGACGAACUUUCAUGCGAAUAUGAAGGAUCAACGUGUCGAGAGCAGUGAGGGUGGCGGUGAAGGUGGAGGUGAAGAUGAAGGUGGUGAGAGGGGCGAUGAGAGGUAUGAGCUUGCGGAAGGGAGUUACUAUGAGGGUAUUAGGCAUAUUUUGAGGGAUCAGGCGAGUGGGAAGAUUCAGCAGGGGAAUAUUUGUACUGCUAAGGAGGCGGGUAGGCAGAUUGUGCGGGAUGCUGUGAAAGGGAAGAAGGGGAAGACGUAUAUUGGGAGUUCGGCGGGGAUGAUGAGUAUUUUGGGGAUCAUACCGCAGUGGAUUGUGGAUGCUGUCUGUAAGAAGACGGGCCAGCUGGAGGAAUUUGUCAAAGCUUAG